Messenger RNA from Thalassophryne amazonica, 3003 nucleotides. RefSeq names its product GTPase IMAP family member 8. The record is from RefSeq and is a predicted model, not a curated record. The transcript is spliced from 7 exons. Lineage: Eukaryota; Metazoa; Chordata; Actinopteri; Batrachoidiformes; Batrachoididae. Bases 326 to 1807 code for a protein of 493 amino acids. Gene Ontology annotation, molecular function: GTP binding.
ACGGUGCCACAGCGCUGCUGCUGCUGCUGUGAUACAACCAAGUGGGAGGAACAGCUUCCUCUGGUUUUUCCCCCAAAACAUGAUGAGACAUCUUCCUGGAGAUGCUACAGAGAUCGUUUUGGCUCCCAGUUUUCUGCACUGCACAAUCUUCCCUCUCUGCUUGGACAGAUAAAUAAGACAACAACAAAAAAAGAGUGCUGGAAGAGGAGAAGAGAGGAGAUCCAUCGUGGGGUGAGAGGGUCAACAAUAGAAGUCCACCGUGGAGGCUAGAAGGAGAAGGAGGAGGGGGGCUGAGGAGGAGGAAGCCAGGGGUUCCACACACAAGAUGGCUGCAGUGUCCUCUGCCUCUGACACUGGGGACUCCAGGAGUCGACACCCCCCUGAACGUAGACUGCUGAUCUUGGGCGGUCCACAGUCUGGCAAGACCUCCACCGCCAACACCAUCCUGGGUGACGAGAUGUUUGAUGCUGGGAUAGAGAACACGCACAGCAAUGUGGGCCAGACGGAGAUCUACGGCAGACGUGUCACUGUGGUCGACACUCCGGCGUGGGCUAUCCCCAGCGACCCAGAGGACGAUGCUGAAAGCGCCAACAAUGAGAACUCUGGCGGUGAGGCAGACAGCCCACCACGCGCACCACCGAGCCUUGACAGCGAAGGUCCAUGCAUGGGAGCUAUUCUGUGCCCUCCUGGACCCCACGUGAUUCUUCUGGUGGUGUCUGUCACCAAGCCGUUUACUGAAACUGACAGGAGGGCCGCAGAGGAGCAGCUAGCAGCCCUGGGUGGAGGGACCUGGAGGUACUCUAUGUUGCUCUUCACCGGGGUGGACAAGCUGCCGAAAGGGAUCUUCGUGGAGGAGCACAUAGAAAACACUGGAGAGGCACUGCAGUGGUUAGUGGAGCGAUGUGGGAGCAGGUACCAUGCCUUUGACAACACCCAGAAAGACACUGAUGAGAACACACAGGUACCCGAGCUCAUGGAGAAGGUGGAGGAAAUGAUCACCGACAAUCAAGGGUGGUACUUUGAGGUGAACGAGCUGAUUUUACUGGAAGAAGAGCAGGCCAGGAGAGCUCUGGAAGAAGAGAGGAUGAGGAUGGAGGAGCACGCCAGACAGAGGGAGCAGAUGAUAGGAGGACCUCCCCGAGAGCUCAGGCUGCUCUUGCUGGGCUGGAAGGGUGUUGGAAAGAGCUCGGUUGGUAACUCCAUCCUGGGCCGUCGGUACUUUGAGUCAGGGCAGGAGACUGAGCUGUGCCUUAGGAGGCAGGCGCUGGUAUCAGGUCGUCGGGUCACUAUAGUGGACACCCCGGGGUGGGACUGGUUCUCGGUGAGGCGAACUCCGAAGCGCAUCCGUCAGGAAUCCCAGCGUGGCGCGGCUCUCCUGCGGCCGGGACCACACACCCUGCUGCUGGUUCUCCCUGUGGUUUCAUCCCUCACCACGAGGAAGAGACGAACACUUCUAUCUCACAUUGAAACUCUGUUUGGUGACAACGCGUGCCUCCACACCAUGGUUCUGUUCACCUGUGGUGAUUGGCUCGGUCGGACGCCCAUCGAGGAGCAUAUCCUCAGAGGCGGAAGGGAGCUGCACAGACUGCUCGAGUACUGUGGGAACUACUACCAUGUCCUGGACAGUAAGACACCUGGCAAAGACAGGAGCAUCUCAGUCCUACUGGACAAGAUAGAGGAGAUGAUCAGAGAAAAUGGAGACAAGGCUUUCCUCCCCAUACAGACCGAGUGGUUGAGUGAAGAGAGCUCUUAUUCUUCUGACAACACAGAACCUGAGGAUGACUGCAGAGGAUGUCAGUUGCAGUGACGCUGAAGCAGUGAAAGGAAUGUGGUCGGACUUUUUGUCCUCAUCUGAUCAUCUUCGACAGACUCAAACAUCACCUUGUGUAACUUCAGCCUCAUAUCCCUGCUAGAUUCUGACAGGUUUUAAGGGAACAAAACAAUUUGGGGUGUGAAUCUUGUGGUGAGUGGUUGGGAGCCGAGUUGUCAGAGAGAACAGUGGAGCUGAAAGUGCUUUGACACAAUGAAUAACCUGAAGGGACUUCAUGUUUGCAAUACCGUGAAUCAAGUGGAGUAUCUGGUUUGAACAGAGCAAGUUCUGUUUUAUGAGAAUGUUCAGAGAUAUCAACUGCUGCUAAAGAGAUCUUGUUUCAACAAUUUGUCAUUCUGUACUGUUAGGUUUUGUGUGACUUACUGAAAGCAGAGUAACUGAGGCAUUGGUUGCAGUCGAAGUCAAAGCCUAGAAGCUCAGCAUAACCAGGCAGUUUUGGUGGUUGCUCAGACUCAGAGGAAUAUCACUCGUAUGUCCUAGUUUUGGUGAGAUGUAACAAUAAUUCUGGUUUCAAAACCCUAGAUAUAAGUUACAUAUUAACAUCGGUGUGACUGUUUUUGUUUACAGAUACCAAAACACAGUCUAUGCACUUUGGCUGCAAUGGCUUCUGCUUCAUAUAUCGUGAAAUAAUCAUUUCAACCCUGAAAGUUAGUCAAAUCCACUUGAGAAAGCAAUUACAAAAAUUUCACACCCAUAGUGGUUACAUCAGAGAAGCUCUAACAGCAGAAAUGAAAGGCUGCAGUAUAUGCCAUCUCAGAUCCUUGUGGACCAGCUUGUGCCAGCUGUGCUUUACUGUUUUUGUGGUCAGCCAUCCACCGCAUUUAUCGGCACGGUUGAUUUAGCAGCGUACCUCAGUGUCAAAAUGUCCAGCGAGGUGGUACUCCAUAAUCUACAUCAAGCUUUUGCAUGCUAUACAUCAGACCCAAGAUAACUUUGUGAAAGAGACUUUUUACUUUUUCUACAUCUGUUCCUUAUGUCAGCAAUCAUGUUUUUUUUGGGGGGGGGGGGGGGGGGGGGUGAGGUAAAUAUAUUUAUGUCCCAGGAGUGCAGUGCAUGCAGAUAAAUCAGUGCCUAUAAAGUUGACACUUUUUAUUCCUCUUAAUCUUGCUUCAGCAAGUCUGUGUGAACUUCUGGUGUGACAUCACAACUCUCUACCUGAACAUGUGCAAAAA